Sphaeramia orbicularis (orbiculate cardinalfish) is the source of this 2246-nucleotide messenger RNA. RefSeq names its product sestrin 2 (gene sesn2). Bases 537 to 2222 code for a protein of 561 amino acids. NCBI's taxonomy places the organism in Eukaryota, Metazoa, Chordata, Actinopteri, Kurtiformes, Apogonidae. Gene Ontology annotation, biological process: negative regulation of TORC1 signaling; cellular response to L-leucine; positive regulation of macroautophagy. Gene Ontology annotation, molecular function: oxidoreductase activity, acting on peroxide as acceptor; L-leucine binding. The record is from RefSeq and is a predicted model, not a curated record. The transcript is spliced from 11 exons. Gene Ontology annotation, cellular component: nucleus.
UCACUGUGACGUCACAGAUGAGGAGAAAGCAACUGAGCCAAACCAGCUACUAAAACAACUAACGCCACUUCUCGGUGCUUCUGACAAAGUCGUUUUUAAACUCGGGUUAGUGUUUACGCUGGUCACGAAGUCUAGUUGAGACUCAAUUCGGUGUCUUGAGGCGUUUUUUUUUUAACCUGCAGUCACCGUCAAAUACGUUGUUCAAACAGUUUGGAGCAUCUGCUAAGUGCAGCUAGGCUAGCUUAGCCGUGUGUAUGUGUGUAUGUGCACCGAGCCGGUUAUGACCAGGGGAAGACCCGAUCAAACUUGAGGCUAGUCCGUCGCUGUUAAUGAUUUGUGGCAUAGAUGACAGCGCAAUAAACAAGGGCAGCUGGCUGAUACCUGAAGUAUUAUUUGCCUGUUUGGAAAAUUAACGUCUUUAUUUAGCUAACGGACAGGUUAAUACGUCAGCUAACAGUAGCUAGCAGUAGUGAACUCUUAACCGGGGCGCUUCUAAAGCUCCAGGUUUCAGUGGUGCUGCAGGACCUCCACACCAGAUGGCCAGUGACUCUGCUGCUGCGGGCUUCACCUGCCAGCCUAACGGACAGAACACACCGGCGGAGUGUGCGGCAGGCUCCGGAGGCUACUCAUGUCGCCACCGGUCGGAGUCAGAGACCGAUGUGGUCCCGACAGCCAAAAGCUUAGCCCGGCUGUGCAGCAGAGACGAGGACGAGCGAGCGGCGGCUCUGGAGGAGCUGAGCCAGGAGGUUCUGAUGCGUUUGGGACUGGACCGUCCUGGUUCGGCACGGCUCGGUAGACAAAUGCUGCUGCACCUUCUCCGGCUGUCACAGUCGUGUCCUUUGCAGGAGGUUCGGGGAAAGGCGACCGAGCUGCUGCGGACUGCACAGGAACAAGGUGUUGAAGUACCACGGGCUCUGGCCUCAGGUCCCAGCGCCUUUAUUCCUGCUAAAGAGAUUUUAAAAGAAGGGCUGGAUCAGGAUAUUCUGAUCGAAUCCUUUCUUUCACUGGGUCGAGUGGACCACAUCACCAUGGUCAUGGCCCUGCACCCUGCUUACCUCAGCUGCUUUCUCAGGACCCAGCAUGCUUUGUUGGAGAUGGAUGGCCCACUGCCCCGCCACUGGAGACAUUACAUUGCUGUCAUGGCUGCGGCUCGACACCACUGUUCAUAUGUGGUACAGCAGCACAGCACUGGUUUCCUGGAGGCUGGGGGGGAGGAGAGCUGGCUCAACGGUCUGGAGCACGCUCCCACCAAACUCCGCAGCCUGCAAACACUCAACAAGCUGCUGGCACACAGACCCUGGCUCAUCACACAACAGCACAUCCAGGAGCUGGUGUAUCCCGGAGCUGUCCCGCGCUGGUCAUUAGCUGAACUUAUCCAUGCUGUUGUGCUGAUGGCACACGCCCACUCACUCUGCUCCUUCGUGUGGGGCUGCGGUCUCAAUCCAGAACCGGAUCAUCUCGGGGGAUUUACCUUCCAACCUCCUUCACCCAGUCACUUUCCCCGUAGUCCUCAUAGUCCUGCUCAUGAGGACGGCCGGCAAGAGUUGGUUGACGGAGCGAUGGAGGUGGAGGUGUUGAUGAGGAGGAUGGUGGAGCUGCAGCAGCAGCAGGAGGAGGAGGAAUGCACACAGGAGGAGAUGGUUACCCGCUUCGAGAGGGAGAGGAGUGAAAGCAUUCCCACAGCGGUUGUGCGGGGAGCCCCACCUGACCUGGUGCUGCGCCUGGUGGAGGAUCCAGAGUUCAGAUACGAGGACUUUGCUCCUAGAGGGGAGCAAGCACCACCCACAAUGAGAGCCCAGGACUAUUCAUGGGAGGACCACGGCUACUCUCUAGUUAACAGACUACUGCCAGACAUGGGCCAACUCUUGGAUGAGAAGUUCCAGGUUGUGAGCAAUUUGACCUACCACAGGAUGGCCAUGCAUGAAGGCGUGGACACUCACACUCUGAGAAAAGCCCUGUGGAACUACAUCCACUGCCUCUACGGGAUACGAUAUGAUGAUUACGACUAUGGCAGUGUGAAUGUGUUAUUGGAGCGCGCUCUGAAGGUGUUCGUUAAGACCAUGGCCUGUCACCCUGAACAGACCACAGCCCGUAUUUACCACGCCUUCUGGAGGCACUUCAGACACUCUGAAAAGGUUCAUGCAAACCUUAUCGUGAUGGAAGCCCGUCUGCAGGCAGCCCUCCUUUACACCUUACGCGCCAUUACACACUACAUGAGAUGACAUAUUCACCCACUCAUAUCUGUG